AUGAAUGGAACCGAAAUCGAGGGAAAGAAAAGAAGAAGGGUGUAUGGUAAAUUUAGAUGUGAUGUCUGUGAUAAACAAUUUAUUAGGGCAGAUCACCUUGUAAGGCAUAAACGGAACCAUGAUCCCCAGUAUUUAAAGUAUGUGUGCAAUUGGCCAGGUUGUGGGCAAAAAUUCUUUCGGAACGAUGUCAAGGAGAAGCAUUACAAAAGACACCAGACACGAUUAGAAAAAGGAGUAAAUUACGAUAGCCCUGAUGAGAAGAAUCAACGUCAAAACUUAUCAUACGCAAAUACUGAUACGAGUACCACGCAUGAAAUGUCGAAGACUCAAGCAAAUGAAUACCUAGAAACGGCAAGUGACACACACGUAAACCAAGAAUUAGACGAAUUACGGCCGCCAGUAGCCCAAAAUCUCCAAAAUCACCUCCAUCAAAUUCAACCUGCUAUCCAAGACCUGGUUCAAGAACAAACUAAUGAAAUCGAAGACGCGAUACCAGAUAUGGCUGGCAAGACUUUGUCACCAUCAGAUCUAAUUGAAUGGCUCUUCCACGAUGAGACAAUUCCAGAUUCAUUAUCUGGGGCGAAUCAUAACGCAAGUGCAUUUCCGAAUAGACAUGCCACUGAUAUAACAAGUACCUUUUCACCAAUGACUUUGUUGGAGAAUAUUUUUGCCGUUUCACCCAAUUUUCCUCAUUCCAAUACAAGGAAAACCAUUGAUGAAAAUGUUAGACAUCGGUUGAUUGAAAUAAUUUCUUCGUUGGAUUUAAAUCCUGAUUUCAAUUUAAUUCAAAUCGAAAGAUUUUUGGAGAUAUACUGGUUAAUUUACCACCCACAAUACCCUAUUUUACAUAGGCCGUCCUUUACUAAUUUUGAAUGCCAUCCAUUAUUAUUACUUGCAAUGAUAAUGUUAGGCGCUAGCUUAACUAGUUGCACAGGCUAUCAGGAGGCUGUAUUAUUUCAUAAUCCAGAGAAAUUGGCCAAUGAGAUUGCUGAACCUUUGAGAUGGUUAAUUUUUUCAAAUCCUGAUUGCAAACCUCCUGCGAAAGUUUGGGUGGUACAGAGCUUAUUAUUACUAGAGACUUUUGAAAUUACCAGUAGUAGUAGGGCGUUACAUGAGAGAGCUUAUUUACACCAUGGUGCAAAAAUACAAAUAUUAAGAAGAUCUCCAAUUUUAGGUGGGGACCCUUUAAAAGAUGAUAAUGAAGAAGGGGCAUAUAUUCUAAAAGAUGAGUUGUGGAAAAAAUGGAUUGAAAUCGAAUCAAUGAAAAGGGCUACGCUAAUGGCAUUUUAUUUGGAUACCGUCCAUGCAACAGUUUAUGGUCAUAUUAUUAUAUUGUAUGCUCAUCAAAUUAAACUAUCCUUACCCUGCGAGGACGAAUUAUGGGAAUUUGAAAACUCAAAACUGACAACUGAAACGUUACCGCCUGUUAAAACUCCAAAAUUCUUGGGUGCUUUGAAAAGUUUACUCCAUAAACGUAAAGUGCAUACUAGUGCUUUCGGAAAAAAAAUAUUAUUAGCUGGACUAUUAACUAUUAUGUUCCAAAUGCAGCAGAAAGAUUUGCAAUUAUCAUUUUUGGAAUGGGACUCAAUAAAGGAUUCAUGGAAUGAAACUAUUUCUUUGGCAAUAGAUGUUUGGAGAAUUGAUAUUUGUUCGAAAGGAAACUGCUGUGAUACAGAAACAUCGCUUUACUUUCCUAAAGAGGAUCAGAAACUUUUGCCUCCAAUGCUAAGAGUAGAUGAUACAAGAUGUAAAUUUAGCUUGUACCAUAUUGCUCAAAUUUAUAUGCGCAUUACUCAUUAUGAUUAUAUUAUAUAUGCUGGGGCACCUAGUAGAAUGAAUGUGGUUGCAGGAACUUCCGAAUAUAGAGUGGUUUCACAUAGAGUAAAAGAAUGGUCAACCAGUAUUAAUGGCAGAAUAAGUGUGAUACAUGCGUAUAUGCUUCUAUGCGAGAUGUUGUUAUCCCCUGAUAAUGAAGAUAUUAUAUACACGUAUGCACCAAAUACUGAUCCAUUUUUGCAUAGAAAGAAUAUUAUUGCAAGUGCUGCCUUGGUAGUUUUUGCUUAUAACUUUUCACUCGAAGGGCCAGAGUCUUUAAUAUUCCAAGAAAGAAGCAUAACUGACGACUACUAUCCAGAAAAGGAAGAUGGCUAUUCAUAUUUGAAGAGAAUAAGGCGGUGUCUAUCACAAACUAUUGGAGGUCAAUUCCAUACAGCUAAGCAUUCAAAUAGCACUGUUUACCACAACUCUAUAAAGUUACAUGCAGAAUCUCUACAAAGAAUAGAGAAUAAAAAUCACAUAGUUGGGCUAAUGAAAAUCUUUUACAAAGGUUACAAAAAUUGUAAUUGGGAAAUUGGCUGCGAAUACUCCAGAUUACUCAAAAAUUGUAUUGAAAGGAGUUUAGGUAGAAGAAAAAUUACCUGCGAUGGCAUGUAUUCAAACACUUAA
This is a messenger RNA of Debaryomyces hansenii CBS767, 2445 nucleotides long. RefSeq names its product C2H2 finger domain transcription factor. Gene Ontology annotation, cellular component: chromatin. Gene Ontology annotation, molecular function: RNA polymerase II cis-regulatory region sequence-specific DNA binding; zinc ion binding; DNA-binding transcription factor activity, RNA polymerase II-specific. Gene Ontology annotation, biological process: DNA-templated transcription; regulation of transcription by RNA polymerase II. The record is from RefSeq and is a predicted model, not a curated record. NCBI's taxonomy places the organism in Eukaryota, Fungi, Ascomycota, Pichiomycetes, Serinales, Debaryomycetaceae. The transcript has a single exon. Bases 1 to 2445 code for a protein of 814 amino acids.